This is a messenger RNA of Acyrthosiphon pisum (pea aphid), 993 nucleotides long. RefSeq lists its product as uncharacterized. The record is from RefSeq and is a predicted model, not a curated record. Bases 1 to 993 code for a protein of 330 amino acids. NCBI's taxonomy places the organism in Eukaryota, Metazoa, Arthropoda, Insecta, Hemiptera, Aphididae. The transcript has a single exon.
AUGAUCAACAAAUCUACCCAAGUAGCAUUUGAUGGAAUAGAAAAUUAUUUUGUAUUUAAUUGUGAGUAUGAAGGAAAUAAUGCUGCAACUCAAGUGACUAUUCCGAACAAUUUUAUGGAAUUUAAUAAACCAAAAACUGAAGAUAAGUCUUGUGGUAUAGAGUCAUCAAACAAUAAUUCUUGUUUAUCUUGUAAUACUUUCCAUGGUUUUCAGUCCAUUGAAUCUGAGCAAUCAUUAAAAGACAUAACAGGCAUAACGUUUAAAAUAUUUGACUUUCUGCUAUCAUUAAUACCAAAUAAUAUAAACUCUCAGACUAUUCUAAGUAAAGAAAAUUAUCUUUUGAUUUUUUUAAUGAAACUUAAGUUAGGUUUAACUUAUUCUGCACUGAGUGUUUUUUUCAAAAUUCACAGAACUACUGUUAGUAGAGUUUUUUUAGAAUGUUUACACAUUUUGUCUAAAAAAUGCAAAAAUUUAAUAUUUUGGCCUUCUAAAGAUACUAUUUUGGAUACUCUACCUGUUGUAUUCAAAAAAAAUUAUCCAAACUGUAGAUGUAUCAUAGAUUGCUCUGAAAUCAGAGUUGAACAACCCAAAACUAUAAAACAAAGAGUAUAUAUGUAUUCUCACUAUAAAGGUUGUUAUACUGUGAAGGUACUUGUGGCUAUUACCCCUAAUGGGAUGGUAAGCUUUUUAUCAAAAGCAUAUGGUGGCAGGUCUAGUGAUUCCUUUAUUACGAAUGAUUGUGGGUUCUUAGAUAAACUUGAAAUUGGGGAUGAAGUACUUGCUGACAAAGGUUUUCCUGGUAUAAAAUCUGGGAUAGAAGGUCAAAAUUCUAUACUAGUUAUGCCUCCAAUAUUACACAACCGUAGAUUUUCUGAAGAAGAAUUACUUAAAACUUACAAUGUUGCAAGUGUAAGGAUACAUGUAGAGAGAUUUUUUGCUAGACUAAAAUUAUUUAAUGUGUUCAACAAGAUAACUAUUAAUACACAUAGAUGA